AUGGCCAAUGCGGGCCCGAACACGAACGGCAGCCAGUUCUUUAUUUGCACCGUGCCGACUCCGCAUUUGGAUGGCAAGCACGUGGUGUUUGGAAGCGUCGUAGAAGGCAUGGAGGUGGUGAAGAAGAUCGAAGCACAGGACAGCACUCCGCCAAAGAAGCCCUGUGUCAUCGAGGAGUGCGGCGAGCUGUCCGAGUGA
Molecule: messenger RNA, 198 nt
Organism: Durusdinium trenchii
Lineage: Eukaryota; Dinophyceae; Suessiales; Symbiodiniaceae
Source: the annotation of a GenBank genome assembly